Molecule: messenger RNA, 4338 nt
Organism: Aethina tumida (small hive beetle)
Lineage: Eukaryota; Metazoa; Arthropoda; Insecta; Coleoptera; Nitidulidae
Gene: mesh
Product: protein mesh
Exons: 12
Coding region: 46-4251 (1401 amino acids)
Biological process (GO): cell-matrix adhesion
Source: RefSeq, a predicted model, not a curated record
AAUUAAUCCUAGUUUUAACGGCUAUGUCCUUUUGUGUUUGACAAUAUGAACUUUAAGUUUAUAUUUUUGUUCAUUUUUCUAACUACCAGCGUCCUUGCUCAAGACGACGACGUUGAACAACUUCAGAAUCUCGAAAGCGACACCGGAAAUGAAAAACCCGCCCCAGAACCCGAGGAUAACGAUAAAGAAACUCCAACUAACACCGACCCCAAUCCUAUAAAUGAUCCUCCGAAAGUCCCCGAGACUGAAGUGACCCAACAGGCUAGUGAUAACCCACCAGAUCCUCAACCACAACCUACUAACGAUGGUAGUAACAACGCGCAACCACCAACUAAUGAUGGGCAAAAUGAUGAUACCAAUACGGAAGUCGAAGCUGUUGAGGGUAAAGAUGUCUCAAAAAUUAAAGGGAAACAUGGUAGGAGCGGGAGAUUAUUGAACUACGAUUUUACAGAUGGAAAUUAUGACCCCAUGACGAGCAAUGUUGCUCCCACAGACGAUUACCUUAAAGGUAAUAUAGCCAACCCCUAUAGAAUAACUGAACAACGCCUGAAAGAAAUAAGAGCACUUAAAAUGUACCCUUAUUACAAUAGAGGUGGUAACGUUGAUGAUAAAGGAGACUAUCAAACUGCUAUUCAACAAUCCACACCACAGGUCUUCAAAAAUUUGAACUUCCAACUUCCUUUCUUCGGAUUCAGAUUCAAUUAUACCAGAGUGUCACUGAAUGGCUAUUUAGAAUUUAGUGAUCCACCACCGGUCUAUGAAAAUUAUCCUUUGACAUUUCCUAACAAAAAUUGGCCUAAAGAAAAUGAUCCUUCAUUUAUUGGUAUUUGGUUCUCCAAAUGUAAAAUUGGUAAAUUACAAGCCAGCGAUGUUGACCAGAGAGAUCCGGGUGUUUACUUUAGAAUGGAAAGAGAUCUUAGGGGAAGGACUGACAGGCUUGGUGUAGAAUUGUACGAAAGAGUUAAAUGGGACAUUCGCGAAAGUAUUGUGGGUUCAGAUACAUUCGACCCCAAACACAUGAUAAUUGUCACUUGGAAAAACAUCACCUUUAACGGUGCCUUUUCAAAUGCUAUUUAUCAGACAAACACUUUCCAAUUGAUACUGGCGACAGAUGAAGUCUUUACAUACGCAAUUUUCAACUACAACUUACUCACAUGGACAACCCCCACUGAUGCCGGAGGUUCUUCGGAUAGAGGCGAAGGAGGUACAGCAGCAUUAGUUGGAUUCAACGCGGGAAAUGGUACUAGAAGUUACGAAUACAGACCCUACAGUCAGAAUUCCGUAAUCAGAGAUCUAUCUUCAACCGGGUGGGCGAACGGUUUUCCUGGAAGACAUAUUUUCAGAAUAGACGAAGACAUUUUAUUGGGAAAUUGUAACAAAGAUAUAGACGCCGCUAAUUUACCAUUGGUAUUUGCACCGGAAAGUGGUAACAUGUUGGGAGGCACAAUCGUUAACAUUACCGGACCCUGCUUUACUCCAGAGGUACAAGUAAGAUGCGUUUUUGAUGUAGGAAACGUCGUUUACGGAGUUUUCAUCAAUAAGAACAGAGUGGUAUGUGUUCAACCUCGAAUACUGAUUGAGGGUUGGAUAGAUUUAGAAAUUGCUGUUGGUAACGACAACUUUAAGUACAAAGGGAAAUAUUAUGUCGAAAACCCUGCCACUGCAGCACAAAAAAUAUUUUUUAAAGAUAAGAGCAUCUAUGAUAAAGCGCCAAGGGAGAUUCCCAUAACUUGGAAUCCCCAAAAUUUAACGACAAACACUGCCGCCACCCUCCAUAUGUCAAUUUGGGGUUAUAGAGAAUCAAAAAGACGUCCUGAGUUUCUUUACAUUGGAGAACUUGCCAAUGGAGUGUCCAACCAAGGUUUUUAUAACAUCCAGCCAUCCGAUUAUAGGAACGUUAGACACCAAUAUAUGGACGAUAUCACAUUUGGAUUCAUCCAAAUCAAUGUAUCUGAGCCGUUCGUAGCUACCGUACAAAAGGAUAACACAAUAACUACUCAAACUAUAGAUAUAACCCAUGUUAUUUGGAGUCGGCCGGUUCCACUACAGUGGUAUUUUGCGGAACAAUGGAGAGACAAAUAUGGUGAAAAAUGGCCUGUAGCCCUUUGCGAUAACUGGCUAAUGAACGACAGAUACUUAAAAAAUUUCGCUCAUGAAUUACCAAUGUGUCCAUGUACUUUAGAACAAGCUUUAGCCGACAAGGGUAGAUUUUUACCAGAUUUAGAGUGUGAUAAAGACACAAAUCGAGACUGUCCUUACAACGAUAAAGCUGUACAUUGCGUCAAAACUGGUUCUCCUACUUUGGAAGGAGCAGAACAACAAUGCUGUUACGACAAGAAUGAGUACCUAAUGUUAACCUACGAUCAGCAAUGGGGAUCUACUCCACGUCGGUGUCACAAUCUUGGCCUCUUACCAUGGGAUGAAAACACUAAAGUACCAACGCUUUCACAAUGGUACCACGACAUUAUACCCAAAUAUAUGUGUUGCUUGUGGCAAGAAGAUCAGUCAGUUAGUUGUGAAACUCUGCGGUUCGAGAGAAGACCCACACAAGACUGUGUGGCUUAUCAAGCACCAGGAAUUGCUGGUAUUUACGGAGAUCCUCAUAUAUUAACAUUCGACGAUUAUGCAUACACGUUUAAUGGCAAAGGAGAGUACGUUUUGUUGAAAACAGUGGACAAACAAAACAAUUUGGAAAUUCAAGGAAGAUUUGAACAGAUGCCAAUCAACGCAUUCGGAGAAGUUAAGGCAACUCAAUUGACUGGGGUCGUUGCUAAAGGAAAUUCUUCUACUAUUAUCGAAAUAAGGAGAAGACCGCAUGAAGCCAGAUGGAGAUACAGAUUGGAUGUUAUUGCCAAUGGAAAAAAAAUUUACUUCGACAGACCUUCCUUGAAGUUCCAACAUUAUCCAGGAGUCACUGUUUACACCCCAAGCUACAUCUAUAACCAGUCUGAAGUUAUUGUUAUGUUUGACACUGGUGCUGGACUAGAAGUUGUUGAAAAUGAAGGUUUUCUAUCUGCCAGAGUGUAUCUUCCUUGGACAUUCAUCAACAAAACCAAAGGAUUAUUAGGAAACUGGAGUUUCAAUCAAUUAGAUGACUUUGUUUUACCAGAUGGUUCCGUUGCACCCAUGACAUUAACUGAUGAUUCAGUAAGUCAAGACAUGAAACCUUUCUUCGAGUUUGCUCAAAAGUGGAUGUUAGACGAUACAGAAAGACCAAACAUAGGACGUUCUAUGUUCUUUAGAGAAUUUGGUCGCACUGCUGCCACUUAUAACAACGUAACUUGGCAGCCUCAAUUCAGUUUGGACCCCUCAGUAAUUUUACCUCCAAAUCUUACCAUGUAUAGAACUGCUGCAAGCGAAGUGUGUGUAGAAUUAAACCGAGAAUGUUUAUAUGAUUACGCGAUGACACUGAACAAAGACCUGGCUCAUUAUACCAACAAUUACAAAGCUUCAAUUAAAAAAUUAAAGGAAAUCACAAGAAAACAGGUUAUAACUUGUGGCGUUCUCGAGACGCCUAGAUUCGGAAGGAAGAGUAACUACUUCUUCAUUCCGGGAUCUAAAGUUACAUUUGAGUGUAACACUGAUUUUGUAUUAAUUGGGGACUCCAGAAGAACUUGUAUGCCAAAUGGGCAAUGGGACAUACCAGAAUAUGGAUAUACUUACUGCUUACGUCAACAGGAAUAUUCGUCAAGAAAAGCUGCAAUCACAUGGGGCAUAAUAUUAGCUGUAAUCGUACCAAUAAUACUAUUAUUGCUGUUCAUUGGAUACCGUUGGUUCAAAAGUAACGCAGAGGAUGACGGUAACAAUACUAUUUUAAAAGGAAAUCCAUAUUCUCGAAGUACCACGAGUUUGAGUAGAUCAGCACCAGUUAAAGAAGUAAAUAAUUCUGACGAAGGCGAGACCGAUGAGUCAACUGAAGAUGAAGAUAUUAUGACAAGGCCGAGAUCUAAUUCAUCGAGUUCUAAAGGCAGCAAGAAAAGAAGGAGUUACGAUAAAACAUAUAGAACCCACGAACCUUUACCAAACCGUCCUAACAUAACAUUUCCGGAAAAACCUAUAGAUGGAAAUGAUGAGUACUUCCAGUUUUCUCCAAGUUCGAGUGUAAUAGGCUCAAACAAACCUGGGAACAGUACUUUAAUUCAAUUUUCGCCUAUUUCCAGUCCAGAACCUACUGAUAAAAAUGGAUUACGAGCGAAUAAACCUAGAACUGAACGGUACAGCAGUCAGAGCAGUACAGUCACAGAUGUGUGACAAAAUGACUUUAACUAGCUUGUGAAAUUAGAUUUAAAUUAUUAUUUGGAAUUAGACUGUUUUGUUAAUAAAGCAAAAAAUAUUAAA